GACAACAGGGAUCGCAAGCGACGAGAAAAAAUAGACCUGCUGUGCAAGAAGUGAUGUGGCUUACAGGAAAACCAUGAAAAGAUCCGUUGUUAAUUGUUUUGUACAUACAUUGUGUUUAGUUUUAGUAUUAUCAGUUCUCGAAACAGCCAGCAGAGAAUGCGGCGAUCCACAGUGCGAAAGUGUAAUAGCAAGAGGGAAAGCUGUGCUCCGAUUUCGUGGCGGCGGAGCACGGAAAGUGAACCUGGACCAGAAUGAGCCCGUUGAAAUAUUAGCAAAGAAUAUCGGAAAAGAACAGGAGUAUCUGGUAAGAAAGGCCACGGGCAAGACGGGCCUAGCAUCAAAGUCGUUCAUUCGAGAGUACAACAUCGUGAUAAAAUCGAACGACCUGGUUACGAUUAGCGACGACGAUCCGGCGCCAGACCCGAUAGAUAUCAAACCAACGCAACCUGUUAUCUUGCAAGAAAAUGUGGUACAAACGACUGUUGUUGAGGGUACCGUGCUAACGAAUGAUGUUCUUUCGGAUUCCUCGUCGGUUGAAUUUGCCGCCGUCGAUGAGGCGUCUAGCGUGAAAGCCACUCCUACAUUGGAAGUGAUUCCGAGCACACAGAUAGUGGAAAACAAUCUACAGAAUGAUGCAGGAGUCGGGAAAGAUGAGCCAGUUGUAGAAAUUGAAGAUGAGUCUGAAGAUCUGGCUGAAGUUGAUGAUGCUGAAGAAGGUGAUGAAGAAGAGGAUGAGGAGGAGGAGGAGGAUGAAGAUGCCAGUGAAGAAGUCGAAGAUGAAGCAUCGGAGCCAACUGUCGAGGCAGUGAAAGAGGAGGAUGAUAACGCUGAAACAAUUACGGUUUCUGGUGACGAUGCAAAAUCUCAACCUGAAGCUACAACGGAAAAGGUGCUACCGAACGAUGAGAACGUCGGCGGUGCUCAACCUGUAACAGAGGAGGUUCAAUCUGAUCCACCUGUAAGUACCUGCUGUGCAAGAAGUGAUGUGGCUUACAGGAAAACCAUGAAAAGAUCCGUUGUUAAUUGUUUUGUACAUACAUUGUGUUUAGUUUUAGUAUUAUCAGUUCUCGAAACAGCCAGCAGAGAAUGCGGCGAUCCACAGUGCGAAAGUGUAAUAGCAAGAGGGAAAGCUGUGCUCCGAUUUCGUGGCGGCGGAGCACGGAAAGUGAACCUGGACCAGAAUGAGCCCGUUGAAAUAUUAGCAAAGAAUAUCGGAAAAGAACAGGAGUAUCUGGUAAGAAAGGCCACGGGCAAGACGGGCCUAGCAUCAAAGUCGUUCAUUCGAGAGUACAACAUCGUGAUAAAAUCGAACGACCUGGUUACGAUUAGCGACGACGAUCCGGCGCCAGACCCGAUAGAUAUCAAACCAACGCAACCUGUUAUCUUGCAAGAAAAUGUGGUACAAACGACUGUUGUUGAGGGUACCGUGCUAACGAAUGAUGUUCUUUCGGAUUCCUCGUCGGUUGAAUUUGCCGCCGUCGAUGAGGCGUCUAGCGUGAAAGCCACUCCUACAUUGGAAGUGAUUCCGAGCACACAGAUAGUGGAAAACAAUCUACAGAAUGAUGCAGGAGUCGGGAAAGAUGAGCCAGUUGUAGAAAUUGAAGAUGAGUCUGAAGAUCUGGCUGAAGUUGAUGAUGCUGAAGAAGGUGAUGAAGAAGAGGAUGAGGAGGAGGAGGAGGAUGAAGAUGCCAGUGAAGAAGUCGAAGAUGAAGCAUCGGAGCCAACUGUCGAGGCAGUGAAAGAGGAGGAUGAUAACGCUGAAACAAUUACGGUUUCUGGUGACGAUGCAAAAUCUCAACCUGAAGCUACAACGGAAAAGGUGCUACCGAACGAUGAGAACGUCGGCGGUGCUCAACCUGUAACAGAGGAGGUUCAAUCUGAUCCACCUGUAAGUUCUGAGGAUACAGGUGCAUCGUUACCAGCAAAUGGUCAAAGUAACGAGCCCUUGGCAAACGAUGGAUUAGCUAUGGAACAACCAUCGAGUGCUAAUGGUUCUGUUGAUAAUGGCACAGAAAAUAGUCCUCCUACCACAACGGAAAAGGCUACGUACAGUGAAGAUACAUCAACAGAAGCUGAAGAAACUAAUAAUGGUGCAAACAUAGCCGAGCAUCCAGUGACGUUACAGCAAGAAUAUCCGGCCGAUUUAACGACUGAAAAUCCAUCCGCUUCAGAAACAGUUUUAUCAAGCGAUGCGGUCCCACAACAUACGACUGCGCUGCCAGAAGUCCAAGACUAUCCCACAACGGAGUCUGCCGGGAUGAUGGAUGAAGUAACGACACCUUUAAGCAUGGUUGAAUUAACUGAAACUGAAGUACCUGUUACAAUAUUGCCCCACGAAGAAGUUGUUACGGCUGACGCUGUGCCUGUUGCGGUAGAACCGGCGCCUGUUACCGAACCGGAAGAAAACAACAUACCUAACGCGGCUGAACCACCCAAAACCGUGGACAGUCAGCCAACGCAUCCCAAUCGCAUCCUCAAAGGAGGUCUGGGUAAUUUAUUGGCUCAUAGUCAUCAUCACCAUCACCAUCAUCCACAUCAUCAUCAUCACGAUCAUAAUCACGAUCAUGGACACGAUCACCGGGAGCCGGUCGUUACGGAACAAACAGUACCGGAAGUGAAGCCGGCCGAAAUGAAUGUUCAAACGGUUGGUGACACACAUUUGCAUUUCCCGGCACAUGCUGACAUGGCGCACACUUCCACACUUCCUCAGGACGAGGAUGCUGGUAACGUGGGACUAAAUACCAAGCGUUUCGAAAAUAAUCACUUACACAGCGCUCAAGUAGAUGGAUCUCCGCAAGCAUUGGCAGAUAAUGGCAAUGAAGGAAACGGAUAUUGUGACAGUACAGCAGCCAUUGAUUGUCCUCCACCGGCACCAUCACACUUACCACCAUCCGUUAAGCACUCGAACGGCGGGGCAGAUUAUACCCCGAUGGACCAGGAUGUGCGCAACAGCGAGGGAGAAGGAGUUGAGCCGCCACAGCACGACGCCAUAGCGCACGGUGGUGGGGACGAUGUUGAGUUUGAGAGGCAGCAGCUUCCCGUUGGAGAUUACCUUGAAGUGUUUGUGCAGGAAGCGAUCAAGUUGAGCGAUCUUAUCCUCAUGCUAGCGAUCACAUCCUUCACUCUGCUGAUGUUUUCUCUUGGCCACUAUCUGAUCAAUAAGAAUCGGCGGGAGAAACCGCUUAUCUACCAACUCAACAUGAUCGAGCGUGAUCUGAUGACAUCGUACAAAGAGAGCGGGCUGUUGAAAGCUGAGCUGCAGGAAACGAAGCACAAGCUGACGAGCAUUGAAAACAAUUCCUUUGGUUCUAAUGACAUGGUGAUCGCGUUGAAGGCGGAACUCGAAGCUGCCGAGCAAGCGAAACUGGAGCUGCAGGAUCAAAUAGCGGGGCUAGAAAAAGAGCUGGAAAAUGCGGCCGAAGCUGGACUGGAGCUGAACAAGAUGGUAGCGGAGCUGCUGAAUCAAAACGGUAGCGAUUCGAUUGCGCUGAGCGUUGAAGAGCUGCAGCGUCAGUUGAACGAGCAGCAGCAAACCAUUUUAUCGAUGAAUGCGUCUCUGGCCGAAAAGAGUCGCGAAAAUAGUGAACUACAGAUUGCGAUUGCCAGCCAAACGGGUACCUUUAAGGAGCGUUUGGAUGAGUUGGAAAAGGCACGCACGGAACUGACCGAUCAUCGCAAACAGCUCGAAGAACAGGUGGCAAGCUUGCAAUCCGAGCAGAAGACUACAGUGGACAGCAUGCGGCAGGAGCUGGGUGCCGAGAUCGAUCAUUUAACAAAGGACUUGAAGCUCGCCCAGACUAAGGCAGACGAAAGCGGUAAAGCUCUCGCCGCGAUGGAAGCCAAGUGUGAGGCGCUUGAAGAGUGCUUAAAGGAGGUGAAAUCGGAGGGUGGGCACGCCGGAAAAGGAAUGAUCGAUUCGAUUGAGUUGAAAGCGCAAAUAGCUCUGCUGACGAAGGAAAAGGCGAAUAUGCAGGACAAGUUACAGGGUGAAAUUAUUGCGCGGCAGCUGGUAGAGGAUCACAUGAAGAUGGUAAACGAGGAAAUUUCAACGCUGAAACGAGAGUUUGGCAAAGCGGAAAAGGAUAAGCUGGAAGCGGAAACAAGAUUGGAAGUGUUGUCUUCGUACUUCAAGGAUAAGGAAACACAGCUGCAGAAAGAACUAAGCGUGAAGGAAGCGAUGUGGAUGCAGCAACAGGGCGAAACGACCACCACGGUAGAAAAGAUACGCCACAUGCAAGACGAAAUACAGCAGCUGAAAUCGCAAAACGAUAAGCUUCGGGCGGAAAUUGAGGCUCAAGCAACGGCACACAAAGCUCAAUACACUACGCUGGAAACUCGUUCACACGAUGCUUGGCUUACAGCCCGGCAGGCAGAACGGCGACUCGAAGAAGCGCGGAGCGAGUCCAGUGCGCUUCGGCGGAAACUUACGGCACUUGGUGAUAUUUCUGCUUCCAGUGAUGGAAUGGUGAACCUACCGAACGCUUCCAUUACGCAAACCGAUCUCGGCCUAACUGCGCCUUCACCUAUUCGCGUGGAGUCGCCGAAUGCUCCACCACUAUUGGGAGUGCCACUUCCACCACCGUUUUUGCCACCAUUUAUGCCUGGUCCGCCACCUCCAUUUCUGCCACCGUUCAUGCCGCCUCCGCACGGUCCAGGUGAGAUGAGGCCUCCGCCUCUUGGGCGAUUGAUGUCGCCACCACCACCACCACCAAACAAUCGAUACUCUCCCAACCACAUCAUCGACGCGCGAGACCGAUACAGUCCGGAUCGAGGACGCUACUCGCCGGACAGCCGGUACGACUAUUCCGUUAUGUCGACGUACGAAACUGAAAACGAUUUUAGUCCACCGCCCUCACCGCCACACCACUCACGUCAUUCGAACUACGAUCGAGAGCGAGAACGGGACCGGGAUCGAGAUCGGGAUCGGGGCAGCGAUCGUGAACGGCCGCACCGUGAUGGACGUGGCAGCGGCAGUGGAGGCUACUCGCGAGGUUACACCCCUACUGGCAUGCGCACGUCACCCCCUAUUCAGGAUCCGAGGAACAAAAAAUACGCAGGAGGUUUCAGUUCCGGCUCACAGGAUUCGCUCGGAACAAGGAAAAGUUCAGGAAAGUAUAGAACUACCGGAAAGCCACAGAUAUAGAUCACCACUGGAAUGUAAGACCACUCAAGCAACUGUGCAAAAGCUAGGUAAAAUUAACCGACACCGGUAAACGACAUUUGCGAGAAGUUAUUUUAAUCGUUUGUCUUCAGUGUGAAAAUGUAUCAGGAACAGUGCAAUGGAAAGUAACGAAGCAUUAUUACGACUUCUUUUCCUUGUGGAUGCGGGGAAACUUUAGGGAACGAUUGGAAUGAAAGGAGAUGGAAAUAUAAACAUAAAUUUAAAAAAUCUCGA
This is a messenger RNA of Anopheles stephensi (Asian malaria mosquito), 5395 nucleotides long. It is a transcript of the gene Tango1, whose product is annotated as transport and Golgi organization protein 1. Gene Ontology annotation, biological process: endoplasmic reticulum to Golgi vesicle-mediated transport; vesicle cargo loading; protein secretion. Gene Ontology annotation, cellular component: endoplasmic reticulum exit site; endoplasmic reticulum membrane. NCBI's taxonomy places the organism in Eukaryota, Metazoa, Arthropoda, Insecta, Diptera, Culicidae. The coding region runs from base 74 to 5143 and encodes 1689 amino acids. The transcript is spliced from 10 exons. The record is from RefSeq and is a predicted model, not a curated record.